This is a messenger RNA of Coregonus clupeaformis (lake whitefish), 5539 nucleotides long. Its product is annotated as cdc42 effector protein 2-like. The record is from RefSeq and is a predicted model, not a curated record. The transcript is spliced from 2 exons. The coding region runs from base 2940 to 3692 and encodes 250 amino acids. Lineage: Eukaryota; Metazoa; Chordata; Actinopteri; Salmoniformes; Salmonidae.
CUCUCUCUCUCUCUCUCUCUCUCUCUCUCUCUCUCUCUCUCUCUCUCUCUCUCUCUCUCACACUCUCAUACUCACACAUAUCCACACACAGAUAUACCAAGGUGGAAUGAAAAGCAGAAAGAUGUGGAGCUGGUCGUGAUUUGGUGCCAGAUUUGGGUUGAUGUUGUUCAGUCUCAGUGUGCUACUGGUGAGCGUUGACCGUAAAAGGAUAGACUGUUAUUGAUGAUGAGCCUAAGAGGGUUUUGAGCAUUUUGGUUUUAAAAGUUAAAGCGGAACACCUAAAAAGGUCUCUUAUUUGAAGAGAAAAAGAAACGCAGUAUACAUUAACGAGAGGACUGAUGGCAAAUUUGAGCUUCCAUUUUCUAGACUUAGACAGGAGAUGUGCUGUCUCACAGGGGGCUUGUAUUUUCUCAUCCAGUGGUCUGAUCUGUUUUGCAGCAUUUGAUAAACCUUUCCACCCACUGCCAUUUCCCUUUUUUAAGAAUGUCAGUUCCUUCUUCUGUGACUUAACUAAUUGCGAGUUGUGAAUACCACUACUAUGAUUAAUUAUUAUUAUUAUUGCUACUGUUAUUCCUACUACUGUUACUACUGCAACUUACUUGUUACUACAACUAUAACUGCUGUCCAUUUUCAGGUACGUGUCUGUAAUACCAGACCCUUCCACAAGAUGUCAGUGUGCUGUGGAGCAUUUUCAUUACAGAUCGAAAAUAAUGUUUGUUGACUUGUGUAUCUACAUCUAAUAUUAGGAAUAAUAAAACAUGGUUUAAAGGAAAACAAGAACCGUGUUAACCGUGUUACUGGGUUUUGGUGGUAGAUUUCUCCAGUUAUGGAUGUGUAAAACAGUGUUUUAAGCAAUCACUAAAGCAUUUAUAAAGGUAUUGUAUUUGUUCCUGGAGUUUUAAGUCCUGACCUCAGUGGCGAGCCUUUCUAACCUUGGACAGAGGGUCUUUGGCGACACCCCUCAAAGGCCUGUAGACCUGCAGGGUGCCCAGGUGAGGAUGACAACUUUCAUCACGAGGCACUAGUACUUUUUGAUUGUGUGUGCAUUCUGUGCCAUAUACAGUGGGGUCCGAAAUAGAUUUUGUUUAACGAGUAAUAAUAAUUUUUCUCAGAAAGGUAGGGGUCAAAAUGAUUGACAACCCGGUUUUCAAUACCUCACCUUGCGAGGAUAACGACACUGAGCCUUUUUCUAAAAUGUUUUAUGAGUUUGAAAACCCCAUGGGAAGGAUCUUAGACAAUUUCUGCAUACAGAAUCCUUCCUGAUUGAGCACUGGUAAAAGCAAAGUUGUCCGUGUACUUUCAAGGUGCAGACUUGGGAAAAUACAGUCAUAUCCUCAAGCUUACAGCAUGCUGACGCAGAGAGCCGAGGGAGGAAAGGGAUUUUGGAUAUAUCCUGUCUCACGUUGGCUGGACUGGAACAAACGCACUUCUUGUUCUUUUUUUUUUUUUUACUUGGCUGCACAUGCCGUGCUCUGUGUACUCUUAAAGUGGCAUCUGAGGCACUCUCAGAUAAAUGUCAAUGCAUGUCAGAGGCCCAGGUUACCUUACAGGUCUUUCAUUAUUAAUCAAAUCAAAUGUGAUGUGUCACAUGCGCCGAAUACAACUGGUGUAGACUUUAUCUUGAAAUGCUUGCUUACGAGCCCUUCCCAACGAUGCAGAGUUGAAAAAUAAUAAAAAAAUAUAAUAGUAACCCGAGAAAUAAAGUAUAAUGGUGAGCGAGGGAGUAACAGUACCAGGUCAAUGUGCAGAGAAUGCUGGUGGGAGGAACUUUAGGAGGACAGGCUCAUUGUAAUGGCUGGAAUGGAAUAAAUGGAACAGUAUCAUACGCAUUAAACAUACAGUAUGGAAACCAUGUUUGACUCUGUUCCUUUGAUUCCAUUCCAGCCAUUACAAUGUGCCUGUCCUCCUAUAGCUCCUUCCACCAGCCUCCUCUGAUGUGCAGAUAUUUGUGGAGAAGACUGAGAAGAGCAGGAACUGAGUUUGUUUGAUCAUAGUAUUAGGGGUCUAUAUAAUAUUUGUGCCUGCUCAGUUGAUCGCUUAUUUAACUGUACCAGUAGGUGGACUUAUUAAGUGCGGUGGUCAUACAUUGGUCGAUUUCUAUUUGGAGUAAAUGAAGACCCCUCAUUCUCUGCUUCAUAAUUCUAAUGCAAAGAGGAGGCUCAGUGGCAUUUACAUGGUGUUCUAAGAGCUUGUAGGCAUGAAAUAAACUAAUCUUAACUGUCACUUUUCCAUCUUCAUUCUUUCUGUUAAAGAUGUGUCAAUGGCCAUAACGACCUCAAUUAAUCAAGUGUCUUGGAUACCUUGGCAACUAGCUACAAUAUAUUGAGGCAAUUUUAAAAAGCGCAGAGCCCCCCUUCUUCUAGGUCCCCACUUUAUUAACCUAACAAUGGCCUGUUACCCAGCGACCGUUAAAACUCCUAGAGAAAAGACAAGGAGGUCACAAUGCUGUGGAAGCAUUCAGCUCUCCCAAGCAAAUUGCCUUUGGCAUGGUAGCCUACUGAUCAGCCUAAUAUCAACAUUUAAAAACUUUGACAUGAUUAGAAAAGAGAACGGGAUACAUUUCGUAUAAUGGAGCUAAGAAAAUGGAGAAAGUUAAUUGGAGGUGAUUGACACCGUGGACACAGUGAGCGGACCUCACUAAGAAACCUCUCCAACACUCGUGCCAACCCCACUUCUUACUCACUGUGAAGCUUUGUUACAAGAGAGUGAUGUGGACUUUGUUUGGGACUAUGGAUCAGUAAAGCUGGCUGCAGAAGUAGCAGUCCUCCCUGAGCACCAGGCCUGACUGUUAAUAGCUCAGCUCAGCCAGCCAGCCUGGUUCCCUCUCCUUCUUCCUGUGUCUGAUUCAAAGAGGAGCUCUGCCCAGCCUCCUCUCCCCCCCACCACCCCUCACGUUGUUGCAGGAGCUGAGUCUCUGCUGCCCAGGGAGGGCUCCAGACAUGUCCACCAAGGCGCCCAUCUACCUGAAGCGGCGGAGCAGGAAGGGCAAGAAAGAAAAGCUGCGGGACAUCCUCUCCUCGGACAUGAUCAGUCCUCCGCUGGGGGACUUCCGCCACACCAUCCACAUCGGCAGCGGCGGGGGGGAGGACGACCUGUUUGGGGACCUGUCCUUCCUGGAGGGGAAGUUCCACCUGCUCCCUGGGCAGCAGGGCCACAGCCUAUCCCAGCGCUCCUCCAUGUACGCAGAACCCUUCCAGUUCAGCCGUACUGCCAGCGUCAGCGGACACACGGCCUCCUCAGAGAGCUCCCCCAUUCUGAAGAAUGCCCUCUCUUUGCCCGUCAUUGGAGCAGUGCAGGCCAUCACCCUGCCCGUCACCGCUGCACCCCCCACUGCCCUCCACCCGCCUCAGAACGCACCCCCCCCACCCAAACCUCCCCGACUGCACCUGGAUGACAAGAUCCUGAUGUCCCAUCACCCAGGCCUGGACUCCCUCUCGGCCCAGUCUCCCAGCAGGACGUCCCAGUUCUGCCCACCCUCCCCCAGGUUUUCAUCAGACGAGGAUGUGUGUAUCCAGGACCCCUAUCUGGAUGACAGGGUUCAGGAGCGCCCCUACCUGUCCCAUGCAGGCUCCCUGCUCUCCCUGCACCUGGACCUGGGCCCCUCCAUCCUGGACGACGUGCUGCAGAUCAUGGACAGCCAGCGCCUCAACGGCACCUGUCUGCAGGGAGGACGGCAGGAGCUCUACACCUGACCAUGGGAAGCCCUCCUCCCUCAGCCCUCUGUCCCUUUACUGUCCUUCUUAGUGUAACAGAGGAGGUUCUGACCUCAACCAGGCCUUGCUGGAUCACAAGGCUGGGUUUGUACAGUAGUUUGCUCAUAUUAAGUGCUUUUUUUCUGGAACUUAACAUCAGUUGCUGUUAGUGUUUAAUUGAUAUUGAAUAUCUUUCUACACUUUUCCAUAUUUGAAUUACUUAAUGUAGUAAGUGCGUUCUAAUGAGGUAACAUGAGCCAAAAGCUGACUGUUAAAUCUCCUCUGCCCUUCCUCCAAAGAGGACAUGAAGAGACUGGGGAAAGAAUACACUGCUGGUCAGGAACUGAGCUCAGCAUGUAUCUAUCUGUUUGGGCUCAUAUGUCAGUGGGAAGGGUAUCGUAAGGUUGCUGUUAGGUUCUUUUUUACUGCACCUGAGCUGUAGACUGCUGUACGUACUCCUAAAAUCACAGUUUUCUGCGUGUGUAAUACGGAUUUAUCCAGCUUAUGAAGCUAUUCUGGAACAGAAAUUCUAUUCAGACUCUACUUGGUUGGAGAUAUUGUUCUCAAAGACACACACUUACAGAAAGAUGAACUGUACAACAGGGAUGAUGUCAUCUCUGCAAGGACAGAGAGCCAGAGUGGGAGAGGAGGUCACCUCCCUGAGUCUCUGUCUCAUUUUUCAGCUUUUGUUAUUUUUUACUGCAAGAAUGUGAAAGCUGUAACUUUGUAUCAGGAGAGACACUGAGUGUUGGAGAGUGCAGUUCCAUAUCUGUCAUCUUUUCAGCAGAUCUACAGAGCAAAGCUCUCUGUUUUUACUGGCACUCAGCCUCUGGUCAUUGAGAUGUUGGACACGCUUGGAGUACUGUUACGUUUUCAUUCACAACCUGAGACUGCUCAUAAGGAGAUUAUCUCACCGCUGUAAGUCCUUGUGUUGCUCCAAGUAUCUCUGUACCAACACAGAGAAGUUCAGAAUCAGACUAUUACCAAUGUUAUUUGGAAUUCUAGUUACAAGAUACUUCAGUGUUUUGCAGUACAAUACAAUGUAGAGUUGCCGGAUCACCAAUUGCUGCAUUUUUAUUUUAUUUAACCUUUAUUUAACCAGGUAAGCCAGUUGAGAACAAGUUCUCAUUUACAACUGCGACCUGGCGCAUGGGUAAUAUAUUUUUCUAUUUCAAUAUUACAUCAAUAACAAUAUAGCAAUCAACUGGAUAAUGAUAACAGGUUAAUGAUUCUUCACAAACCCAAUAAGAAUUUCAUUAUUAUUUGCUUUAUUAUUCACUUUAACAUUGUACAAAUUAUUUUGGAUGUGAAAUGAUAGAUAAUAUAAUUAAAAAAUAAUUGGUUAUUUGAUAACUGUGGACCAAUGAUGUGCAGGUCUACCUGGCACAAAACGCUGGAUACCCGUUAACCCAUUAUACUGUACCCAGCAGGGAUUCUAUACAGUACAUGUCCUAUUGUAGGCUAACAUAGACUACAUUUAUACAGUAACGCUAAACAAUAUCAUUAUAGUCUUAUAUUCGAUUUGAUCUCAUAUUAGAUCAAAUGUCUUGAUACUUUCACACACUUAUACUAAAGCACUAUAAACUGCAUAAAGAAACGUAAACAUUUACAAUAAACCUGUUGGCAUGCAUUGUAACUGCAAAUAGCUACAUGAAUUACAGCUUUUAAACUGCUCUAUCAUUUUUGUUUACUUUUGGAAAUCAACUCAUCAAAUCUAUCAAAAUAUAAUGUUCUCACUCCAUAAAUAUCCACCGUCACAGGCAGCCAGUGGCACCUUCAUUGAGGAGGAUGGGUUCAUAGUAAUGGCUGGAACGGAAUAAAUGGAAUGGUAUCCAACACAUCAAAUA